Messenger RNA from Tribolium madens (black flour beetle), 1071 nucleotides. It is a transcript of the gene Gmer, whose product is annotated as GDP-L-fucose synthase. The coding region runs from base 74 to 1030 and encodes 318 amino acids. The record is from RefSeq and is a predicted model, not a curated record. NCBI's taxonomy places the organism in Eukaryota, Metazoa, Arthropoda, Insecta, Coleoptera, Tenebrionidae. Gene Ontology annotation, biological process: nucleotide-sugar biosynthetic process. The transcript is spliced from 5 exons. Gene Ontology annotation, molecular function: GDP-L-fucose synthase activity.
AAAUCACGUGAUUUUGACAGCUUUCAAGGCCAUUUUUAUUUACAUGAAACGUGGUCAAAAUUAAUCGUUCAAUAUGGGUGAAAAUCAAAGAAUUUUGGUGACCGGGGGCUCAGGGCUUGUCGGGAAGGCCAUUCAGACUGUUCUUGAGGAUGAGAAAAAGCCUGACGAGACGUGGAUUUUUGUUAAUAGCAAAGAUGCGAAUUUAUGCGAUUUAGAAGAGACUAAGAAAUUGUUUGAGGAGCAUAAACCGACCCAUGUGAUUCAUCUAGCGGCAAUGGUCGGGGGGCUAUUUCAUAAUAUGAGCCACAAUUUGGAUUUUUUGAGGAACAAUUUACAAAUGAAUAGUAAUGUUUUGGAAGUCAGUCACGCAACAGGAGUGAAAAAAGUGGUUUCUUGUUUGUCAACUUGCAUCUUCCCUGACAAGACUACCUACCCUAUUGAUGAGACAAUGAUUCACAAUGGGCCCCCACACCCCUCAAAUUUUGGCUAUAGUUAUGCCAAACGCAUGAUAGACAUCAUGAACAAGGCAUAUCACGAACAACAUGGUUGUCUUUUCACUUCGGUGGUCCCCUGUAACGUUUUUGGCCCCCAUGAUAACUACAAUCUUGAGUCAAGUCACGUCAUUCCUGGAUUGAUAAGGCGUCUACACGACGUGAUGGAAGCCGGAGGCAAAACCUUCACGGUGCUAGGCACGGGGAAGCCCCUACGCCAGUUCAUCUAUUCUCUUGAUUUGGCAAAACUGUUUCUCUGGGUUUUACGCGAAUAUAAUGAAAUUGAGCCGAUUAUUCUCUCAGUUGAUGAGGCUGCAGAGGUAUCAAUACGACAGUUGACUGAAGAAUUAGCCAAAGCGUUCGAUUUUAAAGGCGAAAUUGUUUUUGAUACGACGAAAGCAGAUGGGCAGUAUAAGAAAACAGCAAGUAAUGCGAAACUGCGCAAAUACCUCCCGGAUUUUGAGUUUACACCGUUUCCGGUGGCCGUGAAAGACAGUGUUGAUUGGUACCGAGCUAAUUAUAAGAUUGCACGCAAUUAAUUUGGUUUUUGAAAUAUUUUAAUUAAAAAGUUUAAAAAUGA